UCUAUAGGCGUAUUUGAUAAUGCAUGAUGUAAGUUGAGGUGCCCAUUAAUUCAGUUACUAAAGUUUAUAGCCUAUAGACCCAGCAAAUAUAAAUAGAAUGUAUCAUAAUAUGCAGGACAGUUAAUACAGAUUUGCUCUCACUUCCAAAGACAUUAUGUUUAUCCUAUUUUUCUUAAAUGUAGCGGUGAUCAUAUGGGUUAAUCAAUGUGAGUACAUCACCAUGCUAACCUAAAACCAAUACAUUUAACAGAAAUGUACGAUAUAUUAUGUUGUCUUAGACCUUAUUAGGGGAAUGGUGUGUGACAAAAGCUCUAAAAUCCCCACGUCUCGUCCAUGGAAAGUGUUUUGUGACAUCAGCGGAGUGCCCACCGGUGAUUGGUUGCGGAGGGAGGUAACCGCUGCCGAGUAGGAAUAAAAACAUCUUCUAAUUCUCAUCAGUGAACUUGACCUGACUGUUGAGAAGUUUGCAUUUUACCCUAAAACAGAAGUCUACUAAGCUAGAGAAAUGAACAACCCACAGGAGAGAGCUCUUCACGUGGCCACCCCACUGAGGGAGAGCCUUGCCCUGACAAAAAUAGCAGGCACCUCUGUCUACCUGAAACUAGACUCAUCCCAGCCCACAGGAUCCUUCAAGAUCAGGGGCAUUGGACACCUUUGCAAGACAUGGGCUGAACGAGGCUGUGAGAGAUUUGUCUGCUGUUCAGGAGGAAAUGCUGGUAUGGCAGCUGCUUACUCUGCCCGUAAGCUUGGGGUACCUGCCACCAUUGUCGUGCCCAGUGUCACCCCGGAAACAACAGUUGAGAGGCUGAGGGACGAAGGCACCGAUGUGGUCAUUCAUGGCAAGACGUUGAAUGUGAGUAUCGAAUAUGGACAACAGCUUGUGGCCAACAACCCUGGAUGGAUCUUCAUCUCUCCCUUUGAUGACCCUCUCAUCUGGGAGGGCCAUGCGUCUCUGGUGAAGGAAGUGGAGUCCGAGCUGCAGGAGAAGCCUGGGGCGAUGGUGUUGUCUGUUGGAGGUGGAGGCCUCAUGAACGGGGUUGUCGAAGGACUGCGUCACGCCGGCUGGGGAAAUGUUCCAGUCAUAGCGAUGGAGACCAUGGGGGCACACAGCCUUAAUGCUGCUAUAAAGGCUGGGAAGUUGAUCACUCUGCCUGAGAUCACAAGCAUUGCCACAACAUUGGGCCUGACAAGAGUAUCUGCACAGACCCUGAAACUUGCUGGCGAACAUACCGUUUUCUCCGAGGUGGUCACAGACCAGGAUGCUGUCAAAGCUGUCGAGCGCUUUGUUGACGAUGAGAAAGUCCUGGUGGAGCCUGCGUGUGGCGCUGCCCUGGCAGCUGUGUACUGUGACAUCAUUCCCAGACUGCAGAAGGAGGGCAAGCUGAAGCAGGACCUGGGCCCUGUGGUGAUCGUGGUAUGUGGAGGCAACAACAUCAGCAUGGAACAGCUCCAGAAACUGAAGCAGCAGUUGGGCAUGUCUUCUAGCUAGGCAGACAGACGGCUUUGGGUUCUGCUGAUUCUUUCUCCAUCACUCCAUUCCCCAGAUCGUUCCAGCUUUAGCUCCCCUACUUCAUUGUGCACUACCAAUAUGUGCAUCUGAUUAUGAGUCAUGAACACCAUUGUGCCACAUCAUUCCAGACUGUGUGUAGUAUACUCCUGAAAGGGCAAUAGCUUACGGUUAAGAUAGAAAAGCAUUGAAAGGCGUUGAUAGGCAUACAGUCUACUGCUCUGGUAGUAGUAGUCUUUCAAUUGAAUUGCCUAGAUGAUUAACUUCUUGGUUUAAAAUUAACCAAGUAGAGUAGUAUUGUUGUUUGUAUUUAGCAUGUUUUAUGUUCAUGUAAACUAUACCAUUGGUUGUAUUUUCUUCAUCCUCUUUUGUACUGUAUGAGUGAUAUUUAAAAGUAAGUAUAAUUAUACACAUUUUUCCCGAAUAUCCUGUCUGUAAAGUGUCCUGUGUGUAGCUGGUGAGAGAGUCAGGCGCAGGACAGCAGAUAUGAGGAAGAAACCCGUGUCACAAUGCCUGGAAUGGUGGGUGUGGAGUCAAAUGCAGAGAGCAGAGGAUACUGGGGAAACCUGACUUUAUUAGGUUUCCAAAGCGAACGCCCAAAACAACAGGCAAAAUCAGUCACAAAAUUGGCCAACCCAACACAGGGCACAAACGGACAGGAACACAACACGCACAACCUGAUUAACAGAAAACAAGCCCGCACAAAAACAGAAGGGCCUAACAGGCUUAAAUAGACUUAAUCAAAAAACGAAAUAAGAGACAGGUGCGACCAAUAAGACCAAACAAACAGAAAAAGAAAAGGGGAUUGGUGGCGGCUAGUAGACCGGCGACGACGACCACCGAGCGCCAC
Messenger RNA from Oncorhynchus gorbuscha (pink salmon), 2357 nucleotides. Its product is annotated as L-serine dehydratase/L-threonine deaminase-like. Bases 506 to 1489 code for a protein of 327 amino acids. The transcript is spliced from 7 exons. The record is from RefSeq and is a predicted model, not a curated record. Gene Ontology annotation, molecular function: L-serine ammonia-lyase activity; threonine deaminase activity; pyridoxal phosphate binding. NCBI's taxonomy places the organism in Eukaryota, Metazoa, Chordata, Actinopteri, Salmoniformes, Salmonidae. Gene Ontology annotation, biological process: L-serine catabolic process; L-threonine catabolic process.